UCAAUUAGGAAGUAACAACAUGGCUGCCACCAUAGAGAAUUUAGUUGGUGUUGCACGAUGAAGUGUUGGACGUAGAAAAUAGCAAUUUAUGUUUCGUAAAGGCAAGGAUAAUGUUCGGUAAGCGUGACCAUUGCUUUCUACUUUAUGCAAGCACUAGUGUAGUCCUGUGAACCAUCAUGAUGGAGGUGAUGGAGAACAACAGUGAUGAAAGCCCUGCAGAGGAGGAUGCAGCUUCUUGGGGCUCCGUCACUGUCAUGGACCGUGGAGAUGCCCCUGCUCAAGUUGUCAUUGAGAAGAACUUGAAGGCGCGAUCGGAACGACGUGUGGAAGAGACGAAAGAACAGCUGGAGAAGAUAACCAGCCGAGUUGCGCAGGCAAUGGCAGCAUUUGAACUGGAUGAGAAACUUAUGAAUGACAACAAAGCUGCCUUCUUUGUGCCUGAUUUGAUUGAACUAGAGAAGAUUAUCAAGGAUACUAUACAGAAGAGAAAAUAUCAACAGGAAGUCACUAUCUUUAUUGUUGGUUAUGAGAGCAAGUCCGGACAAAGACUGAAACUGCUGUCACAGAUCAACGAUUUUUUCACUGCAUACAUCAACACCAUUGAGGAAGAGGAAUUCCUACACAAACCAGCCAAUGAGAAUGAACUGGAGGAGAUCUCCAGCAGAGUUCAAGAAGCCUUGGACACGGCCUCUAGCGCUGCUCAGAAACUGAACGAUAUCGGUCACGAUAUGUUCAACAUUGUGGAGAAGCUUCACGGAGGCAAGGCAGCAUCUAAGAGCAAGAAGAAACUGGAGAAAGCCCUGAUGCAAGCCAAGGAUGACAUAAUGAACCUGACUGAGAAGCUGAUGGGAGCACAGACAGAAAUUGAAGAGAAGGAAGACCAAAUGACAAAGCUGUACAAACAGAUUGAUGUGAAAAACCUGGAAGUGAUGAAAUACAAGAAUAAUGCUGAAAUGGCCAAGAAAAAUCUCGGGCAGGUGGACGACCUCAAGCUACUGAUGAAGGACAAAGAAGAAGAGAUCGAGAAAAUCCAACGCGCAAUGGCAGAUCGUGAACUCAGCGUCCAACAAAUGGAGCAGUCCAGAGAAGCCACAGUCGUCAAACUACGAGCUGCUAAUGAAGACAAUGAGAGGAAACAACAAACUAUUGACAAACUUCAGUCAAAGAUCACAACACUUCAGGUGCAGCUAGACGAAUCAAGAAAUGAUCUGCAGAGGCACCAUGAGUCAACCAUCGUCUCCCUCAAACACCAGCAUAAUGCAGAGCUGGAAGCAGUGAAGGGAGAGUACCAAGAAAAGAUUGACAAAUUAGAGGAGGAUCUGCAGAACAGAGUGAAGCAUUGGGCACCAGAAUCAGACGACGAGUCUGAGAAGCCGAGUAUCAGCCGGAAAUCCAGCCAGCUGGACUUGGCCAGCCGGAAGUCUAACCGGCCAGAAUUGGAGAAUAAAAUGUCGCAGACAGAAGGUUUGGAAUUGCCUGCGCCCCCAAGGGCAGUGUCAUCGCUGUCAGACAUGGAGUCGAUCAGUGUACCACCAAGCCGGCAGCCAUCGAAUGUACAGAAAAAAGUGGACUCCUUAAGUCGACAGAGCAGCACAACAGCUACACCAGCGCUGGAAACUCCCAAACCAGCCCCUAAGCAGACUCCAGACACCCCCAAAACACAGAAGGCUGACACGCCCAAGACAUCCAAACCAAAUGCACCAAAAGUCUCUGCCUUGUCCACAGACAGUACAGAUUCCGCUUCCAACGUGGCCACUCCCAAACGAGGAGCUCGCAACAAGUCCAACCUGGAACCGGUCCACGAGGUGCCUUUUGAGGAGAAGAUUCCCAUCGAGGAUGAGGCCAGAUGGGAGAAAGUACCACAGGAGAAACUGCCAUCUGCCUUCAAGCAGUACCGGAAAGAGGCUCUGUUUGUCGUUCAAGGUCUUCAGAAUGAGGUCAAGACGGUCAAGGAAGAGAGCCACAAGAAGGUGACAUUGCUGAAGACUCAGGCCAAGGAGAAUGAGGACCGAUGGGAGACGGAGAAACACCUGUUGGUCCAGAAGGUUGAGCUCGUCGAGAAGCAGAAGACUGAAGCAGAGAAGGAAGCUGAUGAGGCCAUGGCACAGCUGGAGAACUUUGUCAAGGAGCAAGGCCAGAUGGCAAAAAUUAAGGAGGAAGAGAACAAAGAGAAGAAGUUGAAGAAAUUAACUCCUGAGCAGCGUCUCAAGUAUUUUGGGCCGGAGAAGUCCAUUUUGCCAGAUGAUGUCAAGGAGACAUCUAAAGGACCUACCCAGAAUGGCACAUCAGUAGAUACAAGUAACCAGGAGCAACAACAACAGCCUAUAGAAGAGAGGGAGGGGCCCCAUAAUGAGGCUCCUCCCACCAUGGAGGGCCUCGCCUCUGAGGCCAUUGAUCAUGAAAUGCAGACGACCCCCGUCGUCCAGGUGGGCCGUUCCCAGCAGACUUCACGCUUGGAGUCUCGCGGGCACCAAGAGCUUUUUAAUCGCUUGAUGGCCACCGGACGCCUCACGAACCAACAGAAGGUUGAGGAGCCCCCUGCAUAUAUAGACACAGACUCAAAUGUAGAGGAGGUCUCUAAUGAUUACAACUCUCCCCCACAGCAGAAGAGUCUUGUUGAUAUCACCACCCAAACCGACCCUUGGGUACCCACCCCUAAACCCCCGUCCUACACUAAAUCCUUCCCCCGUCGAAACCAAGUAAUCUCCCACAACGAAGAGGAAGACAAGGGGGAGAAAGACCAACUGCCAAAUCCUCGGCCUCUCAGUCGGGAGUCGGACUUUGAUGCCGACGUGGAAUCAGACGCGUUCAGCGAGCGCUCGCUGGCUAAUCACUUGAGCCGUGUCUUGGCUGACUUGACUCUGUCUGAUGAGGGUGGGGAAGAUGAAGAUCGCCCUCUAUCUUCCACCAGUCAGCGAUCGCUGUACGAGAAGUACCGCGCCCAGCUAGAGCAGAAGAAAGCAGAAAUAGUGGAGAGGCGGUCACGUGCCACUUCAAUGCAUGGUUCCCUAUUGAGUGCCAAGAGUGAAAGGCAGGGUAUCAGACCUAGGAGCAACCUGACCACCCCCAAUGGGGACAUUCCAUUUCCUGAUGAGGUUGAGAAAAUGGACACAGCUACUUCACCUGUUGCCUUCUCUGUAUCCAGCAAGACAUCCAAGCAAUCUGUUGAGUCCAUCGCUGAACACCCAGUAGUACAAGACUACCUCCGUGCCUAUCAGAUUGUCAUGGACUUCAAAGACUCCCUGAUCACUGCUCUCCGUGACAAAGAUCUCCUGUCAGCAGCAGAGAGGCUGGCGGAUAUUGGUCAGCUAACCUUCAACCGUAAUCUCAACGUCCAGAACCAGGUGUAUGAGAUGACCACCAACAUAAUGAGCUUUCUGAAGGAGGCAGCGAGCAUCAUCAACAGCUACCUCUACAAUGAUAUGGAGCCUGCCGUAUCCUCCCUGAUUACUACGCAGGCAGAUACCUCCAAGACAACCAGCCUGAGGAAGGAAGAGAGGGAAGACAAGCAGACGAUAGAAGCAGAAUCUACUGUUGAGAUGACAGCAGUCACCGACCCAGAUGUCCGAGAACUAAGAGAAAAUUACGAGAAUUUGAAAUUCAGUCUUGACCAACAGAAGAAAGAUUAUGAAGAUAAGCUAAACAACAAUGCUGUGAUGAUGAUGGAGUUACAGGACACCAUUCAAGAGCUUCAGCAUGAAUUGUCCGCCUUUGGGGGAUCCCCUUCCAAACCUUUCUCGGCAGUGUCCGGCAUGUCAGCCCGCUUUGACCCAAACACAGAACCCACGAUCAUCUUCUCCAGAACAGACUCUGAGCGCAACCAGAAAGCCCUCAAGAGAGCUGUCAAUGCACGCAAGUUGGAGCCACAGCGAUACAUGGAAGUGGUGCAAACCAUGGAUCAGUAUACAGUCCUACCAGCAAAACGCUUUGUCCAUCUGGCAAAAAAAUACACUCACCACAUGCACAUGAAGCAGAUUGAAGAGAACGUGAGGCAGAGCAACUCCUUAGAUGAGGAAGUCUACGCAUUAUUGGAGAGAAUGGAAGCACUACAGAGCCUGAGGGCACAGCGUUGGGGCGAUCAGAUGGACAAUCUUGCCUCAGAACGUCUACACCUGGCUCAAAUGUUGAUGGAAGCGUUGCGGAAAGUGGAGGAGGAAUCCGGCAUCUUUAUGAUCAAGCCGAUACUGUCCUGGAAAGGAAGAAACCAGAUUCCACACUACCAGCAGAGCCGGAUCAGCGAAAACUACCGGCCCAAGCCCUUCCUGAAACCCAUCACCCCGUUACGUGACGGUACCCCACUCAACAUGGUCCCAGCACCUACCCCUGCCUCCCAGCACCCUGUCAAGAGUGCCCUCAUGAGGCCUUCCACACAGGAUGCAACUGCUACUGAUGGGCAGACUGCCCCAGACCAAGCCAACGAGGUCCCCAUCAAAGGAUCUAGUGUUCACCUGGUGGGUCCCCAGUCCCAGCCCAUGUGGGCCAUGUCCACCUCCUUCGCCCCACCCAGCGGUGCUGGCGACCCUGCCAAGGACCAGUUCUCCAUGGUUACUACACCGCGGAUCUUGGAGCUGGACGUGAACCGCAUGCUGAUUGGUCAGAAUACCGUUAGCGCACUGACCAAGCCAUUUCCACCCAGCAAUGACCGCUUAGUGAACGCAUCCAAUGCUAGCGUACGGUCCUACAUGAGCAUCGACCGACCAUCAGCCCACCCGGGUCAAGUCACACAACAAGGCAGGCCCAAUUCCACAGGCACGGAAGGAUCUCGAGCUUCACCAGCCAUCCUUGCUGUUAAGACACCCAACAGCGCCGGUUCUCGUCACAGUAGAGCUCUGAGCGAGAGUGCCCUAUCCCUCAACCAGCCCUUGCCUCCAAUCAAACUGCCACCCAACAACACCCCGGAGGAUGGGUUCAGAGGUCGGAGUUCAAAUGGGAGUAGCAGGUCAGGAACCACGGGAUCUAGUGGUUCAGUGCUGAGGAAAGACAUGUCAAGGCCAGUCACCCAUCCCUCUCCACCCCGUACCCCUCCUGGCUCCUCCCUUCGGCAGUCCCCACCCCUCAUGAACACCGUCGAGCCGGAUGCAACGGAAGACAAUGAAGACGUUACAUCGCUGGGUCAUGUGACCAAGAUCUCGAUGCGUUCAGUGUCACGAUCCUCGGAGCGUAGCUUUACCCCAGACAAAGAGACUUGACGGGGUUUAGUCACCUGUUGCCUCAGGCAAGGUAUUGAUGUCAGUCAUCCCAUUUCCAAAGGAAUCUUUGUUUGGUAGCUUUCUCAAUCCACCAGAAGCCAUCAGUUUGCAGUGACCCAACACAAUCACUAGGUAUCAAAACAUCAGG
This is a messenger RNA of Acanthaster planci (crown-of-thorns starfish), 5337 nucleotides long. RefSeq lists its product as uncharacterized. The record is from RefSeq and is a predicted model, not a curated record. Lineage: Eukaryota; Metazoa; Echinodermata; Asteroidea; Valvatida; Acanthasteridae.